UAUACAUAAUUUAGUUUUCAGUUAACCAAAAAGCUGAUAUACCCAGGAAAAAAUUCACAAAACUAGUGGGCAACCAGCCAACACCAUGCAGGAAGUCUGGAGCUGUGAUUUGAACCUUCAAAAUCACGACACAUUAAUUGACUGUAAACUGGUGUGCUUUGGUUAUAGUUUUGGAAAAGUGACAAAUAUUAUGUUUCCAGUAACAGUCAAAUUAAUUUUCAGAAAACCAAGACAGUGAUGUUAUUUAAAAGUUCUGUACAAAUGUUACAAUUUCUGGUCAUGUGGUUUCUGUUUGAAUGCAGCGGUAACUGAACACGCGCAUCAGCCCAACAGCUGGUUCAUGUAUCACAGUGACAAUGCAUCAGGUAUCAUUUGUACACUUCUUAAGGAUGCAAAGAUGUUGCACUUCAAGGUUAGAAACAAAUGUUUGUAUUAAGCAGUCCUAGUUAAAAAAAAAAAAAACAUCAUUGCUUGAACUGUGCAAAAACUUGCACUCACUCGAAAUUAAUGACAUCAUGGUGAAAGCAUUUGUUGUCUUUUCUGGGGCUGAGAAGCUGGGCGGAUAUUAUGGACUCUGAGUCACGGAGUUGCACAUUUCCUUUCGGUGCUUCUCCGAAAGAAUACACUGACCUGUCUCGGAGGAAAAAAAUUAUGAAAGAACAAUUGCUAUCUGGUGCAGAAAACGGACUGCGAGUCUUGAAAGAGCCUGUCAUCAUUUUCAACUACCUGCCAGGUCCAGUGGGCCCUGCGGGGAAUCCAGGAGCCCCCGGGUCACCCGGGGCAAUGGGACCAAUGGGGGUGCCUGGGAAGGAUGGUCCAGAUGGACAGGAUGGAAAUAAAGGAGAAAAAGGAGAUGGAGGUGAUCAAGGGAGGCUUGGAAACUCAGGGAAACCGGGUUUAAAAGGUCGUGCGGGCCUCAUUGGCAAGGCUGGACCUCGGGGACUAAAGGGCCAGCGGGGGUCACCGGGGCUGGCUGGACAGAGGGGACAGAAAGGCGAUGAGGGGGACGUGGGUCAGAGAGGAGAAACGGGGGGAUGCGAUUGCGGCACGGCCGGUCGCUCAGCUUUCUCGGUGGCCGUGUCAAAGAGUUACCCCAAAGAACGAAUGCCCAUCCGCUUCAGCCGCAUCUUGCUCAACGAGGGCAACCACUACAAUGCGAGCAGUGGGAAGUUUGUGUGUGCCAUCCCCGGAAUCUAUUACUUCACCUAUGACAUCACUGUGGCCAACAAGCACCUCGCCAUCGGGCUGGUGCACAAUGGACAGUACAAGAUUAAGACGUUUGACGCAAAUACAGGCAACCACGAUGUGGCGUCUGGUUCCACUGUCCUCCAUUUGCAGCACCUAGACCAGGUCUGGUUGCAGAUCUUUUACUCAGAGCAAAAUGGACUCUUCUUUGAUCCGUUCUGGACUGACAGCACCUUCACGGGGUUCCUCAUUUACGCUGAUCAGGAUGACACAAGAGCUCAUUUAAAGGAUUCCACUUGAUAUUUCAAUUCACUGAAUUCUUUAUCUCCAUCCUUUAUUUUUUUAACAUCUGCUUCUGUGAAAUUUAACAUUCAAGUCAGUGGAAUCCAAAACUAUAUACAGCAUAUUUUUGAUUGGCUUCCCACAAAUUCCAGCAUUGAAAGAUAUCACACUAAACUAAAAAUGUAAACAAUUUCAAUUUUACACCGUAUAAUACAGUUUUAAGUUAUUUUUCAAGUUAAAAAAUGGUUGAUUCAAUUACAAGGUAAUACUUUUUUUAAUUGUAAAAAAAACACAUAUUUU
This is a messenger RNA of Syngnathoides biaculeatus (alligator pipefish), 1767 nucleotides long. RefSeq names its product C1q and TNF related 2 (gene c1qtnf2). Gene Ontology annotation, molecular function: protein binding. The record is from RefSeq and is a predicted model, not a curated record. Lineage: Eukaryota; Metazoa; Chordata; Actinopteri; Syngnathiformes; Syngnathidae. The transcript has 3 exons. The coding region runs from base 568 to 1485 and encodes 305 amino acids.